Messenger RNA from Echinops telfairi (small Madagascar hedgehog), 3103 nucleotides. RefSeq names its product SRY-box transcription factor 9 (gene SOX9). The transcript has 3 exons. Gene Ontology annotation, cellular component: nucleus. NCBI's taxonomy places the organism in Eukaryota, Metazoa, Chordata, Mammalia, Afrosoricida, Tenrecidae. The record is from RefSeq and is a predicted model, not a curated record. Bases 348 to 1178 code for a protein of 276 amino acids. Gene Ontology annotation, biological process: heart development; positive regulation of chondrocyte differentiation; negative regulation of transcription by RNA polymerase II. Gene Ontology annotation, molecular function: DNA-binding transcription factor activity, RNA polymerase II-specific; RNA polymerase II cis-regulatory region sequence-specific DNA binding.
UGCUUGGAAACUUCGGCGGCGCGGCGACCGGCCAGCUUCAGCCCGGGAACUUUUCUUUGCUGUUGGAAGGAGGAGAGAAGGGGUGCACGAAUCCCCACUUGUGCUCUGCCUUUCCCUCCUCCUCCUCUGCAAGCCGCCUUCUCCCACUUGGAGCGGGCCCUGCGGCGCUGGCCACCCCGCGCCCUCCACAGUGCUCGCCGCUGCAACCGGGGGACGCGCCAGCCUCCCUGGGAGCAGCUCGCUCCGCGCCCCGGCCGCCGAGGGGAGAGGAGCUCGCACCUCGCGUCCCCGAGCCGCCGCGGCUGCUCGCCUUUCCCGGCCACCCGCCCCCUGCCCCGGGCUCGCGCAUGAAUCUCCUGGACCCCUUUAUGAAGAUGACCGACGAGCAGGAGAAGGGCCUCUCCGGCGCCCCCAGCCCCACCAUGUCCGAGGACUCGGCAGGCUCGCCCUGCCCCUCGGGCUCCGGCUCGGACACGGAGAACACGAGGCCCCAGGAGAACACGUUCCCCAAGGGCGAGCCCGACCUGAAAAAGGAGAGCGAGGAGGACAAGUUCCCCGUGUGCAUCCGCGAGGCCGUCAGCCAGGUGCUCAAGGGCUACGACUGGACGCUGGUGCCCAUGCCCGUGCGCGUCAACGGCUCCAGCAAGAACAAGCCGCACGUCAAGCGGCCCAUGAACGCCUUCAUGGUGUGGGCGCAGGCGGCGCGCAGGAAGCUGGCCGACCAGUACCCGCACCUGCACAACGCCGAGCUCAGCAAGACACUGGGCAAACUCUGGAGGGCCGCGCACACGCUGACCACGCUGAGCAGCGAGCCGGGCCAGUCGCAGCGAACGCACAUCAAGACGGAGCAGCUGAGCCCCAGCCACUACAGCGAGCAGCAGCAGCACUCCCCGCAACAGAUGGCCUACAGCCCCUUCAACCUCCCGCACUACAGCCCCGCCUACCCGCCCAUCACCCGCUCGCAGUACGACUACAGCGACCACCAGAACUCGGGCUCCUACUACAGCCACGCGGCGGGCCAGGGCUCCGGCCUCUACUCCACCUUCAGCUACAUGAACCCCGCGCAGCGGCCCAUGUACACUCCCAUCGCCGACACCUCCGGGGUCCCCUCCAUCCCGCAGACGCACAGCCCCCAGCACUGGGAACAGCCCGUCUACACACAGCUCACCAGGCCCUGAGGCGAAAGGAUGACAUCACCCGUGCCCACCCCCUCCUUGAUAGAUCCAAGAGCAAGCAAAGAAACCAGCAGUGUCUCCUCGGGACAUUUCCCUCUCUCUCACUCUCUCUUCCUCAAAGACAUUAGCAGGAAAGGCAACUUGUGCACAAACGACAAGAUGGCUUAACAUGACCAAUCCAAGCGCAUGACCCACUUCUUGCGAGUCAGUGGCCUGGCCACUGGGCUAGAUGGACGGACAGAAAAGGGGAGAGACUUGGACAAACAUCCUUCACCCUUCAUGGAGGCUGACGGAACCAGGGCCCGCCCAUUUGCUCAAUCUCUCUGCCUGUUUGGACUUUUGUAAUUAUUUUUUAGCAGUAAUUAAAGAAAAGAGUCCUCUGUGAGGAAUAUUCUCUAUUUUAAAUAUUUUUAGUAUGUACUGUGUAUGAUUCAAUACUGUUUUGAGGGGAUUUCUACAUAUUUUUAGAUUAAAAAAAUAAUAAUGAAAUGCUCUUAUUUUUUCCAACAGCUGAACUACUCUUAGUGAAAGCCUGCGUCCUAGCUUGUUCCUGCAACCAGAGUAUUUUUGUACAGAUUUGCUUUCUCUUUAAAAGAAAAAUGUAUGUGUGCCGGUGUAUUCACACACAUAGACACACACACACACACACACCACAAUGCAAAAAAAAUUGUUACGUAUGAAGUCAGUUGGGAGGUUAGUUUUGUAUAAUCCCUUCGGCUUUGUCUGACCGGAGGAGAAGCCGCCUUAAAAAGAAAAAUAAAAUAAAGACCUUAUUUUCUUUUUUUGCGAAUAUGGAAGUAAAUAGUCUAGAGAAGCAUUUGGUAAGCUUUAUCAUAUAUAUACAUAUGUAUACUUUUUUUUUUUAAGCAAGAGAAACACCUUGAGCCUUAAAACCAUUCUGCUGGAUCUCAAGUUGCUAGAUCCUGUUGGCCUUUGCAUAGUUGUUCCAAUUAGAAGAGAAAUAAAAGGCCAGCCAAAAAAAGCAACAAAGUCUUAUUUGGGGACAGUUUCAGCAGCCAAUGCCCACCCCCAGCCCACUGCCCCCUGGUUGCCUGCCGCCCCGGGGGGCCCAGAUGGGAUGCAGAUGCUGUCACCAGGUGCCUCUCUGGUCACCAGCAGUUAACCUUCAGAGACAUUCCAUAUGCUAAAAUUAUUUAUUUUGUAAGGAGAGGUUUUCAUGGGGGGGUGGGGAAUAAUUCCUUUCCUUAAAAAAUAUUGUUUUUUAAUUCACCUUCUUUUAAAAUAGGUUGUUGGGGCCUUCCUCAAAGGGUAUGAUCCUCUGUUGUUAAAUUAUGUUCCUAACUGUAAGCAGUUUUUGUUUUUUGUUCUUUUAUUUAUCUCUUUAAGCUUUUUUUAUUAUUAUGAAAAACAAGUUUCUUGGGCUUCCUUGUCCUAGAUUUGUACAAAUGCCUUUUUUUGUCCUUCCUUUCCCCUUUUCCAUUUGUUGUUGUUUUUGUGAUUCUUGUUGCAAACAAAACUGGAAACUUGUUUCUCUUUUGUGUGUGUGCAUGUGUGUGCCAACGAGAGAUAGCAAAUGUAGUUCACCACUGAGUUCAGCACAGUUGCUUUCUGCCACAGAGCUGCCCCAAUGGAGUGUGUGUGUGUGUGUGUGUGUACACAUAUGCACGCCACUCUGACACACAAGCACACGCCUGUGCCAUGGACAUUCCCCGUUUUCCCCGGCAUGUUCUCUGAGAGAAAGGGCGGAGAGGAAGGGACAGGGGAGAUGGGGCUGACAGACUGUCCUUACUGCUGUGGCUGGAGAGUUUGAGGGUUGCUUUGAGAGAAAAAAAAAGAGCAAACUUUUUUUGGUUUUUUUUAAUUUAAAAGAAAAGAUAUAUUAACAGUUUUAGAAGUCGGUAGAAUAAAAUCUUAAAGCACUCUUAUAAUAUGGCAACUUUCAAUUUCUGUAUAAAAGCAGAUCAUUU